Messenger RNA from Aspergillus nidulans FGSC A4, 549 nucleotides. RefSeq lists its product as uncharacterized. Lineage: Eukaryota; Fungi; Ascomycota; Eurotiomycetes; Eurotiales; Aspergillaceae. The record is from RefSeq and is a predicted model, not a curated record. Bases 1 to 549 code for a protein of 182 amino acids. The transcript has 8 exons.
AUGAUACAUCUCUUUCCAGAGUCUCAGCGCAGCCAAAUUGCGGUCCGUGGGCUCUUGCAUGCAUUAUCAGCUGGUCAGCCUGCAUAUUCAUACCCGUUGUUUACAAAGCAGAUGACACCGCUUGAUACCGGUAUCAAGAACCUUCGCAAUCCCUCCAACGCUGGCGGUUUUCUUGAUCAUUCUAUAGACGCUGCUGCUUCCAUGCCCCCAAUGUAUACAUAUUAUCUCAAUGGAAAGUCUAUAUAUAUUCCUAAGAUCGAUAAUGAAAUCGGCGUGACCCUAACGAGGGUCGUCAAUGCAGUUAACAAAAGUUGGGUAUCCCGAUCAAAACCUGGGCAUACAGGAACUACCCAGGAGAAGGUCGGCUUUUCUGGUCAAAGGUCAUGUACCAUCGCCUUGGUACUGCGGACCAUGAAAGCGCUAGAACUGGAUGUCAACUCGAUGCCACAACGAAGACCGCGUCUCAAAAGCACACUGCCAGCUCGUCGAUGCUGUCGAGCGCGCCGUUUCCACAAGACCGAGGUUGACAGGCCGAAACGGUUCAACUAA